AUGAACACUGAACACACAGGAGGAGGAUCAAAGAGGACCACCUGCAGGAGGAUCAAAGAGGAACACCUGCAGGAGGAUCAGAGAGGAACACCUGCAGGAGGAUCAAAGAGGACCACCUGGAGGAGGAUCAAAGAGGACCACCUGGAUCACAGAGGAACACCUGCAGGAGGAUCAAAGAGGACCACCUGCAGGAGGAUCAAAGAGGACCACCUGGAUCACAGAGGAACACCUGCAGGAGGAUCAAAGAGGACCACCUGCAGGAGGAUCAGAGAGGAACACCUGCAGGAGGAUCAGAGAGGAACACCUGCAGGAGGAUCAGAGAGGACCACCUGGAUCACAGAGGAACACCUGCAGGAGGAUCAGAGAGGACCACCUGCAGGAGGAUCAGAGAGGAAAACCUGCAGGAGGAUCAAAGAGGAACACCUGCAGGAGGAUCAAAGAGGACCACCUGCAGGAGGAUCAGAGAGAACCACCUGCAGGAGGAUCAAAGAGGACCACCUGCAGGAAGAUCAAAGAGGAACCGCAGGAGGAUCAGAGAGGACCACCUGCAGGAGGAUCAAAGAGGACCACCUGCAGGAGGAUCAAAGAGGACCACCUGCAGGAAGAUCAAAGAGGAACACCUGCAGGAAGAUCAAAGAGGAACACCUGCAGGAGGAUCAGAGAGGAACACCUGCAGGAGGAUCAAAGAGGACCACCUGCAGGAAGAUCAAAGAGGAACACCUGCAGGAGGAUCAGAGAGGAACACCUGCAGGAGGAUCAAAGAGGACCACCUGCAGGAGGAUCAAAGAGGACCACCUGCAGGAGGAUCAGAGAGGACCACCUGCAGGAGGAUCAAAGAGGAACACCUGCAGGAGGAUCAAAGAGGAACACCUGCAGGAGGAUCAGAGAGGAAAACCUGCAGGAGGAUCAGAGAGGAACACCUGCAGGAGGAUCAAAGAGGAUCACCUGCAGGAGGAUCAGAGAGGACCACCUGCAGGAGGAUCAGAGAGGACCACCUGCAGGAGGAUCAGAGAGGACCACCUGCAGGAGGAUCAGAGAGGACCACCUGCAGGAGGAUCAAAGACGACCACCUGCAGGAGGAUCAAAGAGGACCACCUGCAGGAGGAUCAAAGAAGACCACCUGCAGGAGGAUCAGAGAGGACCACCUGCAGGAGGAUCAGAGAGGAAAACCUGCAGGAGGAUCAGAGAGGACCACCUGCAGGAGGAUCAGAGAGGACCACCUGCAGGAGGAUCAAAGAGGACCACCUGCAGGAGGAUCAAAGAGGACCACCUGCAGGAGGAUCAAAGAGGACCACCUGCAGGAGGAUCAAAGAGGAACACCUGCAGGAGGAUCAGAGAGGAACACCUGCAGGAGGAUCAGAGAGGACCACCUGGAUCACAGAGGAACACCUGCAGGAGGAUCAGAGAGGACCACCUGCAGGAGGAUCAGAGAGGACCACCUGCAGGAGGAUCAGAGAGGAAAACCUGCAGGAGGAUCAGAGAGGAACACCUGCAGGAGGAUCAAAGAGGAACACCUGCAGGAGGAUCAAAGAGGACCACCUGCAGGAGGAUCAGAGAGAACCACCUGCAGGAGGAUCAAAGAGGACCACCUGCAGGAAGAUCAAAGAGGAACACCUGCAGGAGGAUCAGAGAGGACCACCUGCAGGAGGAUCAAAGAGGACCACCUGCAGGAGGAUCAAAGAGGACCACCUGCAGGAAGAUCAAAGAGGAACACCUGCAGGAGGAUCAGAGAGGAACACCUGCAGGAGGAUCAAAGAGGACCACCUGCAGGAGGAUCAAAGAGGACCACCUGCAGGAGGAUCAGAGAGGACCACCUGCAGGAGGAUCAAAGAGGACCACCUGCAGGAGGAUCAAAGAGGAACACCUGCAGGAGGAUCAGAGAGGAAAACCUGCAGGAGGAUCAGAGAGGAACACCUGCAGGAGGAUCAAAGAGGAUCACCUGCAGGAGGAUCAGAGAGGACCACCUGCAGGAGGAUCAGAGAGGACCACCUGCAGGAGGAUCAAAGACGACCACCUGCAGGAGGAUCAAAGAGGACCACCUGCAGGAGGAUCAAAGAAGACCACCUGCAGGAGGAUCAGAGAGGACCACCUGCAGGAGGAUCAGAGAGGAAAACCUGCAGGAGGAUCAGAGAGGACCACCUGCAGGAGGAUCAGAGAGGACCACCUGCAGGAGGAUCAAAGAGGACCACCUGCAGGAGGAUCAAAGAGGACCACCUGCAGGAGGAUCAAAGAGGACCACCUGCAGGAGGAUCAAAGAGGACCACCUGCAGGAGGAUCAAAGACGACCACCUGCAGGAGGAUCAGAGAGGACCACCUGCAGGAGGAUCAAAGAGGACCACCUGCAGGAGGAUCAGAGAGGACCACCUGCAGGAGGAUCAAGGAGGAUCAAAGAGGACCACCUGCAGGAGGAUCAGAGAGGACCACCUGCAGGAUCAGACCCAGAAAUAG
Molecule: messenger RNA, 2448 nt
Organism: Knipowitschia caucasica
Lineage: Eukaryota; Metazoa; Chordata; Actinopteri; Gobiiformes; Gobiidae
Source: the annotation of a GenBank genome assembly